AUGAGUGGUGGAGGUGGUGGAGGCGUUAGCGUCGGCAUUAGCAGCGGCAGUGGUAGCGGCAGCAGUAGUAGCAGCGCGGCUGCCAUCAAUGCCGCUGCCACAUUGCAUUGUCUCACCUCGGUGGGCAGCAGUCAUAGCAGUGGCGGCAGCGGUAGCAUUAAUGGCAGUGGUGGUGGUGGUGCCGGUGGCGUUGGCAUUGGCAGCAGCGGUGGUGGCAGUAGUCUGGGUGGUGGCGGUGGCGUACAUGCAAGUUUAGGACUCACGGCGAUGGGUAUGGCAGCGGGCUGCGGCGGCGGUGGCGGUGGAUUGAGUGCAUUCGGUAGUGGUGCUGGCAGUUUAGCGGCGUUCAGUGGCGGUGGCGGCAGUAGCAGCAGUUCCAGUGGUAGUGGCGCAAAUCAUCAUCAUCAUCAUCACAAUGGUGUGGUUGGUGGCGGCGGUAAUAAUUUGAAUAUAGCAACUGCAACCCUAACGGCUGCUCCAACGCAUAGCGUCGGCGCGAGCAGUGGCUUCGGCAGUUUGGGCGGCCUCAGUGUGGGUGUUGGUGUCGGUAUGGGAAUGGGUAUGGGCGGUGGCAACCUCAACUCGCUUGUUGUUGGUAAUCGAUUAAUGAACACAGGCUUACCAACGAUAUUGAAAUGA
Messenger RNA from Bactrocera oleae (olive fruit fly), 639 nucleotides. RefSeq lists its product as uncharacterized. The record is from RefSeq and is a predicted model, not a curated record. NCBI's taxonomy places the organism in Eukaryota, Metazoa, Arthropoda, Insecta, Diptera, Tephritidae.